Gongylonema pulchrum is the source of this 617-nucleotide messenger RNA. The record is from the annotation of a GenBank genome assembly. Lineage: Eukaryota; Metazoa; Nematoda; Chromadorea; Rhabditida; Gongylonematidae.
AUGCCUUCGGAAGGCCGCGAAAGUCAGCUGCAAGGCAAAAAUAUCGCUGUGCUGGACGAUGAUAGUUUUCGAUCUGGUUGUUCGUGCAGUGAAGCAGGUCGGCAGAUGAACUCAGUGGCGGACGAGACACGAGGCGGGUCGGCCGCGCAGCAGCACGUGAUCACUUUGGAAAGCGGGAAAGGAGUUAUUGUGGAGCAGAUGGCCAACAAAGGCGUUUCUCCAAGGGAGAUUGUUCGCUGUCUGUUGCCGGAUAUUUCUCUGCCUGACGACCUCUCCGAUGACGAUCUCUGUCACAUCGUACAAGAAAUUUUGUGUAGCGAGCAAUUGAAACGUGCAAAACUGCCGCAGUUCAACACAUUUGAUGACGCCGUUGAGCUUUUCAGAAGGUUGCGCUGUAUUUCUCAUAAGUGCAGCCGUAUCUUGGUUUUGACAGGUGCAGGUGUUUCUGUUUCCUGUGGUAUACCGGAUUUUCGAAGUACUGGUGGGAUCUAUGCGCGGCUUCAUGUGGAAUAUCCGGAUCUUCCAGAUCCAACAGCAAUGUUCGACAUCAGAUAUUUUUCAAGAAAUCCAAAGCCAUUUUUUGAAUUUGCAAGGGUGUGUUCAUUAUGUUUCUGAUU